CUAGCUGUCAUGUUGCUUGUUCUGGAGCUUCUCAACCUUUUUUUGAUAACGAUGGCAAAGAUCUCGGACAUACCGAUUUUCCUCCUGUCUAAAUUGCAGGUUCAUUUCUUGAGUACAGCGCAAACUACAUGUCUCAACAAAAUAAAGAGUGCUGACUUCUGUAGAAUCCUGUCGUCAAAUGACGCCGUUUGAAGCCAGUGCGACCGCCAUUAUACUAGGCGAAUGCGCUCUCUAUGCCACCGGCCGCGGUAGAGAUCUGAAGACCCUCGAUUUCAGUAACGCCUUCAACGGCAUGACGGAGCACACCGAUGUGGGCACUGCGAUAUUCGGAUUCGUCAUUAACGUGGCCGGGCCUCUCUGGUGGACACUGAACAGCAUAUGCUUGAUCGGAGAGAAUAAGGAAUCCGGAGGAUCGGGGAGUCCAAUAGAGUCCUGGCUCUCAAUAGAAAGGUUUGCCUGUCAGACUUUCUUCAUGUCGUUUGGCAUGCUCGCGGUGAUGGUUUCGUGCUUGUCAGCGAUGCAGGACGUAGAAUCACUGUGGUCGGUUUCCGCACCGCGUCUAGCCUCUGCGUUGAUUGCAUCUGUCCCGUUCCAAGUUGUUAUGAUCAUUGGCGGUGAUGCUGUUGUAUUUCUAUAUGGCUUUUUUCUCUCAUGAAGGUCGGACAGACGGAAUGUGCGAAUUAGGCAUUGCUGGUGGAAGAUAUUCUGCACAGGCUGGUUCUCGUAUAUAGAAACAAGCUAUACAGUCGAAGUAAAAAGGAAAAUAUCAACAUAUGUAGCCAGAUUCAUUCAAGGAUGCGCACUAUGUUCAAAAGUACCCCUG
Messenger RNA from Aspergillus versicolor CBS 583.65, 823 nucleotides. RefSeq lists its product as uncharacterized. The record is from RefSeq and is a predicted model, not a curated record. The transcript has a single exon. Lineage: Eukaryota; Fungi; Ascomycota; Eurotiomycetes; Eurotiales; Aspergillaceae. Bases 179 to 655 code for a protein of 158 amino acids.